Pocillopora meandrina is the source of this 10576-nucleotide messenger RNA. NCBI's taxonomy places the organism in Eukaryota, Metazoa, Cnidaria, Anthozoa, Scleractinia, Pocilloporidae. The record is from the annotation of a GenBank genome assembly.
AUGAUCCAGGACAGUCCUGAAGACUAUCACAGUACAACUGGGGCGUUGAUCGUGGGUAAUCCCUCCGUUCCUCCACGAACAAAGUUGCCAUCAUUGCUAGGAGCCAGGAAAGAAGCAUUAGAAAUUGCAGAGUUGUUAGGCGUGUCAGCUACGAUAGGAGAAGAAGCUACCAAGAAAAAGGUCCUCCAACGGAUUCAGAAAGUCAGUUUGAUUCACAUUGCUGCCCACGGUGAUGCAGAAAGAGGAGAAAUUGCUCUUGCCUCAAAUUGUCCUUUCAGAUCUAGACUUCUUCUAAAGAAGGAAGAUUUCAUGCUUACCAUGGAAGAUGUUGCAAAGGUUGGUAUCCGAGCCAAGCUGGUGAUACUUAGCUGUUGUCACAGUGGUAAGGGACAUAUUAUGACAUCAGAGGGAGUUGUGGGUAUCUCUCGCGCCUUUUUGGCAGCGGGAGCUCGCUCAGUGCUAGUUACCCUCUGGGCUGUGGAUGACCGAGCCACAAAAGAGUCCAUGAUUCGUUUCUACGGACAUCUGAAGUGUGAUAAACUGAGUGCCUGUGGUGCUCUUCACCAGACCAUGAAGUGGAUGAGAGACUCCAAGAGGUACAGAGUCGAUGAGUGGGCACCAUUUGUUUUGAUCGGAGAUGAUGUCACUCUGGACUUAUGAAAGAUGUAAUACCUUUGAGCUGCGCCACAAAGCAAUCGUUGAUCGGGUACACAAGUUUUUCUAUCCUAAUGAUCGCGUACAUGGAUCUUAUCAGCUCUAUGUUUGAAACUUGACUGAUUGACGAUGACGUCAAUCUGGAUUUAUGAGAGAUGCUACAAUGUUGUAGUAAGCAACAAAAUAGUGAUUAUGAGGUUCAUAGUUUUUUAUGUUUAUGGAUGGGGUACCUUGGCGAUGGCCUUAAAUAAUUUUUUUAUACUGAUGUUUUAGUCGGCAAAUGUUUAGAUUUAUAAACUCAACUAAUACUGAGAAACCUUCUACUGUUCAAGACUUCGAUGAUGUUUCAGUUAAGGAAUAUUUAGAUUACAAUGUUCAGAUAGCACUGAGAAACCUUCAACUGGUCAUGACUUUGAUUGAACUCUACUAUUUAGUAAAUUGUAACCAAGUAGCUGAGAAAUAUGGAUAGUCUUGUAGCAUGCAGUAAUCCGCAAAGUUGUAAGAAAAUUGUUUUAAUAGCUCGCUCAGGACUAUUACCGUUUUGUGGCAAAGAAUGCUAGAAGUGACGUUUUCCAUUUUAAUUUUUUAAAGGACUUAGUUUUUUUUAUAGAAAUAGGUUAAAAAUAUUUCUAGCAAUUUAAGUAAUUUGGCCGACAUCACGCUGCAUUUACUACCUAGCAGUCCUUGUGAUGAAGCAAUACAAUCAUACGAGAAACUCAAUUACAUUUCAAAACUGUUCCAAAGUACAUAGGCGUUUAUUGAAAGCACAUAAUUUUCCUAGUGAUUUUCCACUCGUGUUAGUGACGUAGUAGAGUAAUAAAGACCGCUGACCGAAAAAACUUUUUGAAUAAAUAAGAACGAAAUAAAUCAAACUGUUUAUAAUACUGUUCAGCCUGUUUCACAGUCGUCUCAUAUCGUAUUUGCCCUUUGUAACUAGCUGAAGAUUGCGAGAAAGAUUUGCACACAAUGUAUCCUGACUACCGGUAUAUCCACUGUGUUUGUCUACUCCCUGGGGUUGUUACAAUUUGCAUCAGAGAAAAAAGUGUAAUAGGUCGUGUAAAAAGCUUGUAAAAUGCCCGACAGUUUUUACAAUCAAGAUGGAAGAGAAUGAACUGAGUCUGCAAUAAAAUCGAUACUAGAGUAAAAAUAAUAUAUAGAUUUAGCCAAGCCUAAAAGCGGAGCUCGCAUUUUUUUCCCGCACGUCUCAAGGGCACAACACCUUGUCUCGGCCAGGACUAGAACCCGGGUCGUCCGACUCGGAGCCUAGUGCACUGACCACUGGACUACUGGACAAAGCCGUGGCGCUGGCGUGCCCGCGGUACAGUUGACCAUGCAUGUUGAAAGAAGCACCUUGUACGGUCGUACAUCCAAAUUUUUUUCGGCUUGGUGGGUUACUACUAUUUCGUAUAAUUAUGGGACUACGCUCUGCGAGCUCCGCUAUCAUUGAGAUGAAAAAAAUAGCGGUACAAUGAGUCAGUUCAUCUGAGUGUAAGCCAAUGGACGAAAGCAUACAUAGUACGUUUAUACAUGAAUCAUUCAAAGUAAAGUAAAGGUAAAGUUAAACAAACAAAGUUACUACGAAAAAUCUUAUAAACUGAAUUUGGACCAAUUUCGCAUCAGUAAUCAAGGGCCCACUAAAAAGACAUUUUCAUUUGCCAUUCAACGUUUUACUUUUUUCCAUUUGUACUGUUAGUGUAUAGCUAUCCUGAAGGGUGUUGCCCUCUGGGAAUUUCAAAGGAAAGAGAGGUUCAACGAAUGUAAGCUAUAGGGAUGUUUCAAACAAUACAAGGCAAUUCGAAAUAUCUUUUAAGAACAUUAAGACAUCGUGUCAAGUAAAAAGAUUGUGCGACAUGUCAUAACAUAUCAUAACUUCGUCGUCGAACCUUUCAAAGUAUGUUUGUCUUAUAACCAGAAACAAGGAAAUGAAUCAUUCUCAAAGAGGUCAAGAAUAUGAAAUUCUUAAACGAAAGUGGCCAUGAAUUUGGAAGUUUAAGGAAAGCAGAUUAAUCGAGAGUACUGUCAAAUACGUCAUAAUCGUGCUUUUUUGUUUUGCAAUUCUACUGACGAAACCGGUUGAUCUGAACAAACGUGACGUAAACGACACGUAUUGUGUUACACGUGUAACUCAAAGCAUCACGUGAGCGGUGAUGUAAUAUUUCAUAAACGAGGGCGAGUGUUUCAUUAGGGUUUCCAAACACGAGAAAACUGAUGUGUUCACAACUUCGGAAUUAACACGCUGAAUGGAAUCUUGCCAAACAUGUGCAAGGUUGGAAUUUCAUCGAAAACAGCUCAUUCUUUGAGAAUUGACUGUGCAACAAAGUUGUUCGAUUCAGGCGUUGAAGAAAAACUCCUCCGAGAAAGGACCGGACAUGGGUCAGAUGCCUUGUUAACAUAUGAGAAACCUAGUCUAGAGCAGAGUGUUAAAGUGUCUAAACUACCUUGACCUAACUCGUGUGUUUAGAUAUCUAAUCACGCGUGUUUGGAUCUGUUCUUUAUCGGGUAUCAAGGGGCAUCCAUGUGACCCAAAUGAGGCCACACAAUUGGUUAAAUACCUCAUGCAUUGUUACUGAGUUUGAGAAGUCAUGAUCAAGAAUCUUCGCGUAGCUUUCUGGUUCAUGUUUUAUCUUGAAGGAAACAUUUAACAAAAUCUCGCAACGAUUACCGAGUUUAACAUCAUAAGAACACAAGUACUCCAUAAUUCUGACAUCUAAGAGGUCCUGAAAGGUAUGUAGGCGACGAAAUUUGCUCAUUGCAGUAUUUUAACGUUUCAAAAUCGAUUGCAGCAGACCAAUAACCAGAAGUCGGCAAAAACAUCAAGGAUGAAUUGCGGUGAUUUCGCCAACGUCACGUUCGCCAACGUCUUUGGUCUCUUAGCCAACGCGAUGAGUCGCUUGGCCAACGUCCGGAGCAACUUCAGAAUACCCCGCAACUCAUUUACAUGUCAUUGAAUUAGAAUAGCGUCUAUUGUGUUAUGCCUCGAUCUUCAAAGCCUCCCGACACAUGAAAGUGAGGCGGAAAUGAGUUGCGGGGUAUUCUGAAGUUUAGCCCAACGUCCUACUGGUCACUUCGCCAACGCCAAAUAUCUAGUAAUAACUUAGUAAUAGCUUAGUAAAAAGGGUGCUUACUGAUGCUUCGGAUGUAAUGCUGAUGCUUGGGUCAGAACAAUUUUAAAUUAAUGCUAGUUUCGCUUGGCUGACUUCCAAACAAUUUGCAUAUUUUUGACAGAUCCAGAAAAGGCCGGCGUGUGAGCACUAACAUCGCGGUAAUUUAAAACUGUUGAAUAACAAACUCCGAAGGCUUCCAAAUGUGUUCCAAAAAUGUAUAACUCAAAAUUUUACUUGAAAAAUGCGUUACGAUGUGAAUUAACGAGUUAAAAUUUUUCAGAAACAAUCAGAGUUUGUUUUCCAGCCUUCAAAACGAGUCAGAAAUAAAAUAUAACAAGUAUAAUAUCAACAACAUUUUAAUUACAAUACGUACUUUUAUAAAUAUUUACAAGUGCAAAAUAUUUUAGUGGAAAACCUAUUUACAAAACCUUCUGAUUCACAAAAUAUUUUCAAUGCAAAACUUAUUUACAAAACCUUCUGAUUCAAAAAAAUGUUUUAGUCAAAACCUAUUUACAAAACCUUCUGAUUCACAAAAUAUUUUCAAUGCAAAACUUAUUUACAAAACCUUCUGAUUCAAAAAAAUGUUUUAGUCAAAACCUAUUUACAAAACCUUCUGAUUCACAAAAUAUUUUCAAUGCAAAACUUAUUUACAAAACCUUCUGAUUCAAAAAAAUGCUUUAGUCAAAACCUAUUUACAAAACCUUCUGAUUCUCAGCUUACUUCACGCUAGUUCAGUAAGCAAUACACACCUUCCUCCAGACGGCCUGUGUCCAGUGAAAGACACAUCCCUGAAUUUUUACAGUAGGGAGCACUUCUCUGAUGGCCGACCAAAUUGCCUUCUCAAAGUCGACGGUGACCUGCCUGACUGAGAGCUGGGGCAUUAGGUGGACUAGAUUCUGGAGCACCCGGAUAUAAAAGAACAACCCAGUAAGUCAUUUUUCUUACAAUCAAUCUGAAAUUCAGAAGAAAUUCAGUGUGUGUAGAAAGCGUAAAAAGAAAAUGUUAUUGAUGUGUUCUUUUCCAAUAUGAAUUUUCAAAGUUGUUAAUUAUCUUCUCUUCUAUACUUCAGAUUUAAUAUAUCAGAAUAAAAAAGCGGCAGAAAGCGGCCACGCGAAAAAGAAAAUGGGGACUGAUCCUUCUCUAUGGCAAUGAAUGUUAAUAAUUGGAUUAGUUUAUUUAGAACAAUAGGGUAAAAUUCACAAGUUUUAACACAAUGAGUUUACGCGUCUAUUCAUAUGGUAAUAUACAAGCGUCAGAAAAAAUGCUGUUUCCUCACGGGUCAGUUGCAUCACCUAAACAACAUUAUUGCUGGUAUUUGUGUUUCUUGAUUGUGUUUCUUGUAAUACUUAUAUACUCUUGAUCGAAGUUAUAAUAUGCGCUGGAGUUAUAGAAUUAGUAGUAGUAGUAGUCUACAAUGUAUUUAUAUAAAUCUCUGUUCUAGAAGUCUCAAAGGUAAUUAUAUAAAUCUCUGUUAUCGACAAAUAAACCCUAUAGAAGAACUUAAGGAAAAGGUUGCACACAUGCGACUUUAUUGCUCUAAGUUAAAUUCAGCAACAUACAGCGCCGGUGACGCGUGGCGUGCCGUGCAUUUAUGUGGGCCCACUGUGUUUUAAGUUGCGCGUACAAGAGAAGGAAACUAAGUCCGAACAAAAUAACGAAAGGAAACUAAGUUCGAACGGGGAAAUCAAGUCAGCUCAGUCAAGUAAAUAACACACAGAAGCAAGAAGAAGUAACGGUAAAUUUUUAUUUAGAGUAAACUAAUACAUUGGCGAAGUGACCAGUAGGACGUUGGCGAAGCGACUUUUGGCUUUGGCGAAGCGACCUAAGACGUUGGCGAACGUGACGUUGGCGAAAUCACUCGUUGGCGAAAUCACCAGAUACCCUUUAAAUUGAUCAGUGGUCAAACAAUCGCUGGUGAAAAACUGUAUUUCAUCUUCGGGCAGGGUGAUCUGGAAAGAGGAAGUGCCCUACAAAAACUAUUUGCAAUUUCAUCGAGUUAGUCUUUUUUAUCUAUGUAAAAUGGACAGCCUUCAGGCUCAAAAACUUUCCAUUCAUAAACAAUUUAUUUUCCCUGGCCUCUCUGUCCCCUUUGUUAACCUUUGCAAAAUCAGUCGAGGGACAUGAUGAUGCGAGAGGCAUUUUGGUCAUUUACGGUGCCUUGUGAAUGUACUGUGAAUGUACCACUUUUUAAUGAUCUUUGCAAUGAGUAAAGGGAAAAGCGUUUUCAAAGUAAACAAUGAGACAUGGAAAAAUGACCUUUGUGAUAGGAUAGGAUUUCGUAUUGCAUCAGAGAAUUAUUAUCCAUAGAGACCUUUCGGGAAGCUGUUCGUCUCGCUAAGGAAUAUAGUUGACGCGUGGAAGAACGUCAGUCGCAAAUACUAUUGAUAACGAGUCACUGAUUUGUCCCUCGCUGAAAAAAAUGUUAAAGUCGCAUAAAAUCGAAGAUAGUAUCUGCAAUCCUCGUGUUAAACCAUUUAUCCCGUUACACCUGUUUUCAAUGAUUGUAUUACGAGAAAAUUGCAAUGUCUGUAUCACUGGAAAAAAGUUCGAAAAGGGAGUGACUUGACAGGGUUGUCUGCAGUCGGCAAUUGAAGAUACACUUUAACUUGCCUUACCAAAGCUCCGGAAACAAGUUCUCGAAUUCACUUUUUAGCUACGUCUGAAAAAUAACAUUUUAAAAAGUUUCACAUGAGAAGAAAUGUUGACCAAGUACGUCUCAAAAAAACUUGACAGGGGUUGAAACCAAAGACUCUUUGCAUACGUGAUGUGAUGUGACGUGACGUAUGUAUGCCUAUAUUUACUAUAUCGCCAGCAGCGCCCGUGGGCAAUAUGAGGCGAAUCUUGCGUUCUGAUUGGCUACCCGAGCAGGCCAGAUGGGCCCAUCUCGCCCACUUGGGAUUGCGCACUUUGAUCCCGCGCAAGUUCAACAUUGCGUGAAACGGCCCUUCAAAGCUCACAUUUUUUGGACAAUGUUGGCGAUGGAGUCGCAAAAAAGUGGCAGAAGACAGUCAAAACAAAGAGAACAUAAACGAUUAUCGUGGUCUAAUGUGCCACAAACACAAUAUGCCAUGAAUCCCGGCUCUCGAAAUAACAAGUCGUUCUUGAUUCUUAAUAAGGCGAAAUCUUUUUGCUCUAAAAUAAAUCCUUUAGUGACCAAGCUUCUGCGAUAAAGAUAACUAGGUAUUGGCCUCGUCCUUUUUUUGCGUUUUUGUGGACCUCGACUUCGUCUCGUGGAGUUCGGCCAAUAUCCAGCCAUCUUAACCCCACGCUGAUAAUGCAUCUAUCAUGGGAAAGAAAGUGAUAAGCAGAUGAUCAGAUAAUCCACUUGUGACUUGCUAUAUUUUAGUUUCGGUUUAAUAAAGGGUUACUAAACGACUACUACUAUAUUCGUGACGGAGAUAAAAGACGGUAAACAGGGAAACGAUUGAUGUUCAGAAACGAGCAAUAAUUCUUAACCAGGUCCUCUCUUAUUCACAAACAAGAGGUGGAGUCCCAUGUGUUUCAUUUUAAGUGUUUAGACAAUAAACUGCUGGCUACUGUGAACAUUGUUAGAUUAACAAGUCGACAAAUCGAUUCCAUGUUGCCGUGUAUCUGCUAAGAAAUAGAACACAGAUGACGUAAUCGUGUGGUAAGAAAUAAAAGUGGCAAACAAGGCGCAGCCAAGUGUGUCACUGACGUUCUUAUUACAUUUUGACUUGCUUCGUUUAUUUGAUAAAAAAAAAAAAUGUGUUAAUAAUGACGUCCUCCAUGCAUCUGUCCUCUAAUAGAACAUGAGUAGGAACCGAUCAAAAGGCGUGUAGGACUCACUUUAUCUCGUAAAUGGUCACACUCUCAUGCUGCUGAGGAAAUCACGGUGUGGUGAAGGGCUAAUUUUCUCUUACCUUCUCCACAGAUUCGGAUAAAUCCAAAUGGAGAAAUUCCUCGUCACAUGCAGUGUAGCAGACUUUCUUUUCAACAGUCAUCUUUACCACAACGCUAUUGAUAUGUACAAGGAGGCCCAAGUCUUGUUGAAAGGAAGUAAAGUCGAACAUGGUAGCGACCCUAAAAUUUUGUUGCAUUAUAAAUUAGCACUUUCUUACGGUUGUGUAAAUGAGUUUAAGGAAGCAUUGGAUUGCUACGAAAGACUUUUAAAAAUCAACGAAGAAGUUCAGAAUAGAGACUGGGAAGUAAAAGCAUACAGAGGCAUCAAUAAAAUGCACCGUUUUAUGGGUCAACACGUGCAGUCGAUUUUCUUUUUACGAAAACUUCUUCAAAUUGUCAAAGAAACUGAGGACAAACGAGCAGAAAUAGAAGCUUAUGUAGAAAUGGGUGAUUCUUAUUACAAUCUAGGUAAGCCGGAUAAAUUCAUCGACUGUUACAAUGACGGGUUGAAAAUCUGCAGAGAGAUUGGUGACAGACAAAUGGAAAGACAGAUACUUGAUAUGCUUGGAAGCAGACACAAACACCUCGCUCAUUAUCCAGAAGCAACCAGAUGCCCAGGAAAGUCCUUGGACUUAUUCAAAGAAAUGAGCAAAUGCAAACAAGAAGGAUACUCGUAUCAAGCUCUGGGAAUGAUUUACCAAGAGAAGGAUGAUUUUGGCGAGGCUCUCAAAUACCAUUUCAAGUCACUUGAGUUGAUGAUUAAACAUGGAGAAGAAGUCGAUGUGGGUGUUUCCUAUAACAACAUCGGCACUACUUAUCAUGCAAUCGGUAAAUACAGCGAAGCACUUGAGUAUUUCAAAAAAACUCAUGAAAUUAUGAAAAAAUUUGGCGACAAAGUAGCACUAGGCAAAGCCCACCACGGUCUUGGCCUGUGCUAUACUUCGCUCGGUCAGUUCGCUGAUGCCAUAAAACACCAGGUUAAAGCGGUAAAUAUCCUAGUGGAAACUGGACGUAGAUUCGAAAUGGGUCGAGCCUUCGCCGCGCUGGGAAGGUCUUACAACACAAUUGGCCACAAAACGGAAGCUAUGAAAAGUUAUCAGGAAGCCAUUAAAUGCAGUCAGGCGGUUGGGGAUAGGAGAGUCGAAUCAAAUUCCUACCAAGGUCUUGGCGAUGUGUUCGUUUGUUUAGGAAACACUGAACAAGGAGAGAUGUAUCUAAAGAAAGGUCUUGCUUUAACAAAAGAGACUGGAGAUAAAAGCAACGAGGCCACAAUCUACGCAGGACUCGGGUUCUGCUAUAUGUGUUGUGGUCGACAUACCGAAUCUGUUGAAAACUUUAAUUUAGGAAUUUCUCUAAUGCAAGAAAUUGGAGAUAAACGUGGCGAAGCGACAGCUUUGAUUAAUCUUGGAUGCCUGCACACGACGUUUGGAAAUCUGAAGAAAACAAGACAAUUUCUGAAAAGGGCACUCAAGAUAACGAGAAAAAUUGGAGAUAAAGGAAAAGAACAAGAGGCUCUUACCUUGCUAGGGAUUUUUAAUAAGAGGGAAGGAGAACUAAAAAAGGCACAUGAUUGCUUUUCACAGAGUAUCACUUGCGCUGAAAAGAACCGCGAACUACUUCAAGACGAACAUAAACUUUCUUUGGACAACGUAACCUUCACUAGCUAUUACGAAUUAUGUUCGCUUCGAAUCAGCCAAAAACAAUUUGCUGAGGCGUUGUGUACUGUAGAGCGUGGACGUGCUCGAGCUCUUGCCGACUUACUGUCCAAGAAAUAUGGCAUCCAAAGGAACAACUCGCACGAAUUAUUUCCGAACAUUGUCAGGGAACUUUCCAUCAAGAACCGAAGUACGAUCCUCUUCAUGGCUACGCAUCGGUUUGAAAAGUAUUUCUGGGUUUUGAAGGGUGGAGAAAUUCAAUUUAAGUUGUUGGAAUCUAAAGUGUUAAAGGACACCACUGACUUGCUCACGAGUUUGCUGAGAGGACAAUCUGUGCCUGAAUGUGAAGAUCGCUCAUUGUCGGCAUACUAUGGAUUAAAACAAUCAUCGCGUGAAAAAAAAGACAAACGCAGGCAGCGUCUCAUGGAAGAAGAAGAGGAAGAGGAUGGAAAGGAGGAUACUACCUUGUACCAAUGGUAUGAUGAUAUUUUCGCCCCUGUUGCUGAUCUUGUUCAUCGUCAAGACAUCAUCAUCAUCCCAGAAGGUGAGGAUUUCAUGGUGCCAUUUUGCGCAUUAUGUGAUGGCAACGACAAAUUCUUGUCAGAGACCUUCCGAAUCCGUCUGAUUCCAUCACUAACAGCACUGAGGAUGAUCCAGGACAGUCCUGAAGACUAUCACAGUGCAACUGGGGCGUUAAUCGUUGGUAAUCCCUCUGUUCCCCCCCAAACAAAGUUAUCGUCAUUGCCAGGAGCAAGAAGAGAAGCACUGGAAAUUGCAGAGUUGUUGGGUGUGUCGGCUACAAUAGGAGAUGAAGCCACCAAAAAACAGGUUCUCCGACGGAUUCGAGAUGUCUGUUUGAUCCACAUUGCUGCCCAUGGUGAUCCAGAAAGAGGGGAAAUUGCUCUUGCCUCAAGUUUUCCAUCCAGACGAACUCCAAGUAAGGAAGACUUCAUGCUUACCAUGGAAGAUGUCGCAAAAGUUGGUACCCGAGCGAAGCUGGUUGUACUCAGCUGUUGUCACAGUGGUAGGGGACAGAUUAUGAAAUCAGAGGGAGUUGUGGGUAUCUCCCGCGCCUUUUUAGCAGCGGGAGCUCGCUCAGUGCUGGUUACUCUGUGGGCCGUGGAUGACAUAGCCACGAAAGAGUUCAUGAUUCGUUUCUACGGACAUCUGAAGCACGAUAAACUGAUUGCCAGUGAGGCUCUUCAACAGACCAUGAAGUGGAUGAGAGAUUCCAAGAGGUACAGAUUCAAUGAGUGGGCACCAUUUGUUCUGCUCGGAGAUGACGUCACUCUGGACCUAUAA